This is a messenger RNA of Quercus robur (English oak), 890 nucleotides long. Its product is annotated as BTB/POZ and TAZ domain-containing protein 3-like. The transcript has 2 exons. The coding region runs from base 227 to 589 and encodes 120 amino acids. The record is from RefSeq and is a predicted model, not a curated record. NCBI's taxonomy places the organism in Eukaryota, Viridiplantae, Streptophyta, Magnoliopsida, Fagales, Fagaceae.
AGGCUAUUGUAGUUUACCCUUUGUAAUUUUAGGUGAAUUGAAAAUUAUUUAAAUUUCAUACUUGUCAAUUUGUGACUUUCUUAAAUAGAAAGCUCAUAUUCUUCGGUCAUUGAUAAACAAUUUGUUGGACAACGAAGUAUUUUGUUCUCAAUCACCAGCUUACAUUUCUUUCAUAAUCCUUUUCUUUGAUUCUUUGUUUCAGAGAAAAGAAGACCGAUUGAAGGGAAUGGAAGAGAAAAAAGGUGUAUUUGCAAUUGCAUGGGCGAUGGAAGCCCUCCUUCACAUUUGCAGGGAUGGGUGUAGAACAAUAGCGCCUUGUGACAAGGUUCUGAAGGGAAGCCAAGUUGCUUGUGGUUUUCCAGCUUGCAAAGGGCUUGAGACUUUAGUCCAUCACUUCUCCAGUUGUAAGACCCGAGUUCCUAGUGGAUGUGUUCACUGCAAGUGCAUGUGGCAGCUGCUUGAAUGGAAUUCUUGCUUGUGCAAUGACCCUGAUUCUUGCAAGGUCCUCUUUGCAGGCAUUUCAAGGAAAAAAUGCAGUAGCAAGCAAAGAAUGAUGAGGCUAAGUGGAGACUGUUGGUCAGUAAAGUGAUAUCUACAAAAAUUCACUAGGGCCAUUCUUAGGUCGGCGCUCUGCUUUUUUAUGACCUUUUAUAUGAAAUGCACCUUGUAUAUUCUAAAUAAUGUGAGGCUAUUAAUAAAGCAUCUCAGAUUUGUUGGGGUAGAAUGAAUUAAUGGGAGGUGCAUGCUCCUAGUCCUUGUAAAAAAUAAUGAAAAUUGUGGAAAAAAUUAAUUAGAUUAUGUGUCCUUGUGGACAAAGAGAGUUUGUUUGCAAACAAACUUAUAAAAUGCUUGUAAUGGCAGCAUAAGUGUCUAAUUUUGUUAUAGCGUGA